CAUUUCAAACCAGUAUCAGCAUCUUAAUUUGUUUUGUUUUCAUAUUCACUUAUAAUUAUUAGUGUGCAAAAAAAAUGCAAUGCCAAAUAAGUAUACACGAAACACUGAUAGAGGAACUGCUAGUGUCGAAAUCUACCAUCUGGCCUUUGAAGAGUUUAUGUUAAGAGGUAAAAGUUUAAGAGAUGCUGCCGCUUAGAUUGCUAAGCUAUAUAUGUCUUUGUCAAGAUAUACUAAGAAAAAAGAGGCUUAUCAAGCAAACCCAGAAGGCAAAGCUCCAUCUAUGGGUUAUACCUUUCCGACUAUUUUUAUAGAAGAGGAAGAGAAUGUACUAAGCGACUAUUUGUUAACAUGUGCAGCAUCUAAUUAUGGGCUGACCACGAAACUUAUAGUGUAUUUACACUCAAGAUAGAAUGGAUGCGUGAUUGCCAAAAGCAAGGACGGCGUACAGGGCCGCAUUCAGGGCUACCUCCGAAUGAUGGACUACCACCAACGUGUUGUAAAACAAAGAUGACAGUAUUUAACGAAAUUAUCUAAUAUAGUGAAGUAGUUAUAGUUAAGGGUGUCGCAAAAUCAAAUUUUUAUUCUUGAAGGGAUGCUAAGUUUUUCUACAGAUUUUUCAAAC
Molecule: messenger RNA, 622 nt
Organism: Acanthoscelides obtectus
Lineage: Eukaryota; Metazoa; Arthropoda; Insecta; Coleoptera; Chrysomelidae
Source: the annotation of a GenBank genome assembly